AGAAGAAUUAAAGGGAGGAGGGUUUUUAGUUGAAGAGCUUUAAAACAUCUCUCUCGGCCUUUUAGCAACAUCACGCGGUGCCUCUGUAUCUUUCUCUCGCUUGUCUCUUCAGCUAACAUUCUGCUCGAGAAUAAUGACGGCGAAUGAAGUUCAGUCUGGUGUUUCCAAUUGCUAUGUGUUCAAAAGCCGGUUGCAGGAAUAUGCUCAGAAAUACAAACUACCAACGCCUCUCUAUGAGACUAUCAAAGAAGGCCCUUCCCACAAACCCGUCUUUCAGUCCACAGUAAUAGUCGGUGAUGUCAGAUAUGAUUCCUUACCUGGAUUCUUCAACCGUAAAGCUGCAGAGCAAUCAGCUGCCGAGGUUGCUCUCCAGGAAUUAGCCAAAUCCAGUGACUUAAGCCAAUGUGUUUCACUACCUGUUCACGAAAUGGGGCUAUGCAAGAAUCUUCUUCAAGAGUACGCUCAAAAGAUGAACUACGCGAUUCCACUGUAUCAGUGCCAAAGGAGCGAGACUCUCGGGAGAGCUCCACAGUUCACAUGCACUGUAGAUCUCGGAGGCAUUAAGUACACAGGAGCUGCGGCAAAGACUAAAAAAGAGGCUGAGAUAAGCGCUGGGAGAACUGCUCUUAUAGCGAUCCAGUCAGAAUCUAAAAUCAACCUCGCCAACAACUACAGCACUCAGCUUACUGUGCUUCCUUGCGAAAAGAAGACAGUAGAGGUAGUGAAAGAAACCAUCAUCAAGACUCCAAAAGCCAGGAAGGCUGAGUUCAAGAAGAAGGCUAGGAAAGGGAAGCGCAAAGUAGCUAAGGAUCUUGAAGAUAGUGCCAUCCCUUCUGGACCUACCGAGCAUUGUGUAAACGAUCAGCCAGAGAAUGCUGAGACAUUGAUAAAUAUAGAACCUUCUUCGUGCAUGAACGGGUUUAAGGAGGCAGCAUUUGCUAGCGUGGAGACAGAAGCAAGCCAAGCAUAGAUGUCUCAAGAUGGGGUCUUUGUGCGUGUAGUUGUUUAUGUAGCCAUUUUGUAAUUUGUAAUUUAUAAUUGGUGUUGUCAGGUUGAACGGAAACCCUUUUUGGUUCUGUUUAGUUACACACAAGAUCAUAACAA
Molecule: messenger RNA, 1104 nt
Organism: Raphanus sativus (radish)
Lineage: Eukaryota; Viridiplantae; Streptophyta; Magnoliopsida; Brassicales; Brassicaceae
Product: double-stranded RNA-binding protein 1
Exons: 3
Coding region: 134-970 (278 amino acids)
Biological process (GO): regulation of gene expression; rRNA processing
Cellular component (GO): nucleus
Molecular function (GO): ribonuclease III activity; double-stranded RNA binding
Source: RefSeq, a predicted model, not a curated record